Molecule: messenger RNA, 1498 nt
Organism: Helobdella robusta
Lineage: Eukaryota; Metazoa; Annelida; Clitellata; Rhynchobdellida; Glossiphoniidae
Exons: 18
Coding region: 1-1272 (423 amino acids)
Biological process (GO): regulation of RNA splicing
Cellular component (GO): nucleus
Molecular function (GO): mRNA binding
Source: RefSeq, a predicted model, not a curated record
AUGGAGGGGUUAAAAGUUUUGCACAUUAGGGGAUUAUCAGAAGAUAUGGAAGCAACUAACAUUGUUCAAUAUGCUAUUCCUUUUGGAAAGAUAACAAAUUUAAUGUUUGCUAAAAAAACACGUCAGGCCCUUCUUGAAAUGGAAGAACUUAACGCAGCAAUAGAAAUGGUAAAUCAUUACUGCAAGAAACCUCCGAUGCAUAAUGGGAAAACUAUUUAUAUACAAUAUUCUAAAUAUGAUGAAUUGGAUAGGGAUCUUUCUAAACAGAUCGGCGUUUGUAACUCACCAAUUAAACCUUCACCUGUUCUAAGAGUUUUCAUUGAAAACAAAAUAUAUCCAGUUACUUUAAAUGCUUUGAAACAGAUUUUUUCUGCUCAUGGAGAUGUCCUAAAAAUAGUGACGUUUACUAAAAAUUCUAUAUGGCAAGCUCUUGUCGAGAUGGAAAAUAGUGUUUCAGCUAUGACUGCUAAAAAUCAUCUCACUGGAAAAAAUGUUUAUGAUGGAUGCUGUACGUUAAAAAUUGAAUUUUCUCACUUGGAUAGCUUGAAAAUACGUUACAACAAUGAUAAAACUUUUGAUUUUACUAAUCCUGAUCUUCCGCAAGCCUCCUCUAGAAAUUCUCCACCGCGAUGGAUGAACCAGCCAGAGGCUGCACAACAAAAUAACGCCGCCUUGAACGAACCAGGACAUUCCUGGCCCUUCACUUUGCCUCCAUUCGAUAAGAUUACACCUGAGGACAUCUUUAUUUUAUUUGGUGUUUAUGGCAAUGUGGUAAAGGUCAAAAUACUUUACAACAAUAAGGAUUCUGCUUUGGUUGAAUUUGAGGAGGAUUAUCAAGCUAGAGAUGCUAUUCAGAAUUUAAAAGGCAUAUCAUGGAAUGGUAAAACAUUGAAUGUGGUUUCUUCGAAAUACUGCAGCAUAAAAAUGCCAAAUAAAGGAUGUGAAGAACCUUGGCUUACAAAAGAUUUUACUGGAUCAAAGUUACACCGUUUCAGACAGUUGAACUCUAAAAAUCAUCGCCAUAUAUUCCCGCCGUCAUCCACUCUUCAUCUUUCGAACAUUCCUGAAUCAGCUAGUGAAGAGACUCUUAUAGAGCUUUUUAGAGAAUAUGGAAAAGUGUUAUCGUUUAAAUUUUCAAACGCUGACACCAAGAUUGCUUGGAUAAAGUUGGAUUCUGUGGAAUCUGCAGUACAAGCAUUAAUAAAAUUGCAUGAUUACAAGCUUUCCGAUAACAACAACUUGAGGGUUUCCUUUACCGGCCACAAUUUGUAAAAAAUUUUUGCGCUUAUGUUCCUUUCUUUUUAUAUGUUUAGAAGUAAUGAUAUUUAUUAGAGGGUUUUAAAUUUGACCUGGCGUGUCAUGUUGUUUCAUUAGGCAGACAUUAUGGUUUUACUUCAUGGAAUGCUGUUUUAUUUUUUGCUAUAUUCAUUUCUAAACGUAUUUAUCUGCUAUUUUUCAAGUUUCAAUUUAUAUUUUUUAAUAAAAGUCUGUGUAAGUC